This is a messenger RNA of Plenodomus lingam JN3, 423 nucleotides long. RefSeq lists its product as uncharacterized. The record is from RefSeq and is a predicted model, not a curated record. Lineage: Eukaryota; Fungi; Ascomycota; Dothideomycetes; Pleosporales; Leptosphaeriaceae.
AUGGACUAUUGUGGCACAGCCCUUUCCUGGACGCGUCAAACGAGACGCGCCAGCCAUGAAUCGGGUUUGUCGGAAAAGCAGAUGUUGGUAGAUGUCAUUGACGGCAUGGUGGGUUCCCGAGAGGAGUUGGAAAUAGUGCAGGCAAACGUUUGUGCGCAGUCGGGACUCAGAUUGGUCCACGACCUCUGGUUCGUAUGGAGGAGCCCUGUCUGGUGCGAGCUGCGGAAGGAUGGUAACAGUGGUCUUGACAGUGGGGAUCAAUUGCACGGGCAGGUCCAGGGUACAAUAUCGAUGGAUGCCCUUGCAAGCGGGGAGCGGGAGCCUUGUGGAACGGAUCGUCCAUUUGAGAGACAUGCUUUGUCCACACGGAACCAAGAUAUUCCUGGAGCGGGUUUCGAGCAUGCUCACUGGAUCGAAGGCUAG